This is a messenger RNA of Solea senegalensis (Senegalese sole), 1100 nucleotides long. RefSeq names its product early activation antigen CD69-like. The coding region runs from base 279 to 1100 and encodes 273 amino acids. The record is from RefSeq and is a predicted model, not a curated record. The transcript is spliced from 4 exons. Lineage: Eukaryota; Metazoa; Chordata; Actinopteri; Pleuronectiformes; Soleidae.
UCAUUUGUACAGAGCUCAACAUUUUAAAACAGCCGGAUUUCAAACUUGUAAGUAUUGUGUGUCUACAUAUUUUUGGACAAUGCUGGACUUACUUUGUUUUGGUCAUAGUACUCUUUAAAAACAUUUACAAAUGUUUUUGUUUCCAAUUUCCAUGAAUUCAAGUAAGAGAUAUAAGAUUUCCUAUGUUGUAAACAAAAGGCUUAUUUCUUUCAAAUGUGUUAAAAUCUGUAUUAGUGAGAACGACACCUUUACUGCAGUAAUCCAUCCACCUGCCAGAGAUGGGUUGUUAUUUGACAUGGACUCUGCUUCGUUUGGGAUGGAGCCUCAGCUCCUGCUCUCAGUUUCACCCACGUCAGUACUUCUACAUAAACAAGCCCAUGACCUGGUACCAGGCUCAGAACUACUGCAGACAGCAUUACACAGACCUGGCAACUUUUGAAAGCCAUGAUGAUAUAAGCAUGCUAGAACCUACGUUUUCCUAUUCUUCGGCAUGGAUCGGACUGUUUGAUGACCCCAAAUCCUGGAAGGAAAACCUUGGAAAUGACCACAACUCCUGGAGAUGGUCAGAGACUGGUCAAACAGGCAAAACUACUUUUAAGGCUUGGGCUAGCAGAGAGCCCAGUUUUUGGAACGCACAAGAAGCCUGUGUAAUCAUGAAUACUAAUGGAAAUUGGGUAGACACUAACUGCGAUGAAACUUUGACUUUUGUUUGUUACACAGUCACACACCAAAGUGAGAAAGUCUAUCAUCUAAUCCCGACUAUGAAAUCAUGGAAUUCUGCUCAGCAAUACUGCAGAGAAAACUACAGAGACCUGGCUAUGAUUGAGAACGCUGAAGAAAGCGCAAAGGUCUUGUCAAAAAUUGGUGGUCAGACAUCUUGGAUUGGUCUGUACCGAGUGCCAUGGACAUGGUCUGACAGGUCUCACAGUUCCUUCAAGAACUGGAAUGACAAUGAACCAACUAACUCGAAAUUUAUCGAAAACUGUGUGUUGGAGGACUGGCCUCAUCAUAAGUGGAAUGACAUUCCCUGUUCCAUGAUGUGGCCUUUCAUUUGUCAUCAAGGUGAUAGUUCAAUGAGAAAAAUAAAUGAUUAUUUUUGA